Messenger RNA from Guillardia theta CCMP2712, 837 nucleotides. RefSeq lists its product as hypothetical. The transcript has 10 exons. Bases 1 to 837 code for a protein of 278 amino acids. NCBI's taxonomy places the organism in Eukaryota, Cryptophyceae, Pyrenomonadales, Geminigeraceae. The record is from RefSeq and is a predicted model, not a curated record.
AUGGAGAACGGGUGGGAGGAGGAGGAUGACAAGAACGAAAAGCUUCCUAUCAAGGGCCUCCCAGCCUCGUUCCCUGCUGUUCGACCCUCGCUCUUGUUCCACCUCGCUCUCCUCCUCAACGGCCUUGCCGUCGGGUUGCUCCCGGCUCUUUUCCUUGCCAUCGUGCCAGUGCCGCACGGGUGGGAGGAGCAAGGAGUCUUCUGGAAGGACAGCUUCUUCCUCGUUAUUGUCUCCCUGCUGGGGUUGGGGAUUUCGAUCAUCCUCACCCUCAUUCACGUGCCUGUCAAGUUUCUUGGGCUCGGAGCAAGUGGUGGUGGAGUCCUUGCUACCAUAUGUGGUGCGAGGAAGGAGGAGGGGUGGAGGAGCAUGUUGUGCCGGCUGUUGACGUGGACAAGAACUUUGUACCUGUCACCUGAGGACCCCAGCGACAUGGCGAAGCUCAUCACGCAAGUCAUUCAGACCGUCAACUUGCCUCCCAACGGCUUCACUUCCUCCUCCUUCGCUUCAUCUGACUCCCAGGCCAUGAUGAGCAAAACCUCCUCCUCGUUCUCGGGCAUGGACCUCUCCUCCAUCCAACGAGAUGUUGAGCUCAUGAAGUACAGGUUAGAAGGAACAGAAACGCUUGAGGGCCUGGCCCUCAAGUUUGGCUGUAAGGUUGAAGAGCUCAGGAGGUUGAAUGGAAUCCCAUCCAUCGCUACAGGAUGCCCCCUUGCCGCCUACAAGAAUCUUUGGGUCCCCCUGCGCUCGCCGGAGCUGAAGGAGGAGGCGAAGAAGAAGGAGGAGGCGGCGGCGAGAGAGGCAGGAGGAGAUCAAAUCGAUCUUGAGAUCACCAACUAG